Molecule: messenger RNA, 2992 nt
Organism: Pundamilia nyererei
Lineage: Eukaryota; Metazoa; Chordata; Actinopteri; Cichliformes; Cichlidae
Product: formin-binding protein 1-like
Exons: 18
Coding region: 258-2156 (632 amino acids)
Biological process (GO): signal transduction
Molecular function (GO): protein binding
Source: RefSeq, a predicted model, not a curated record
UGGGCCUGCUACUACGCAUGCGCACAACUCUCGCAAUCUGAGCAUCUCCUCACUGAUGACAAAGGGUGCUCCGGGGACGUGCUGCGCGUGACCGCGUUCUUUGCUUGCUCAGAUGCAGCAGAGACAUACAGGUGGAGGUGAGACUGACGGAGCUCCGUGUGUGUAGGUCGGUGAGGUGGAGGAUGCGUGCCGUGGGCUGCAGCAGCUGAUCACCGGUACCGAGACGAAGAGCGCGAGGAAGGACCAGAGGAAGAACCAUGAGCUGCAACUGGGGCACCGAGCUGUGGGAUCAGUUUGAUAACUUGGAGAAACACACGAGCUGGGGGAUCGACUUCCUGGAGAGAUACACUAAGUUUGUAAAAGAGCGCGCCGACAUUGAGCUGAGCUACGCCAAACAGAUCAGAAGUUUGUCGAAGAAGUACCACCCCAAGAGGAACAGAGAAGAUGAGAGCAGGUACACCUGGUUUGUGGCGUUUGCGGCGACUCUGCAGCAGCUGAACGAACUCGCCAUCCAGAGAGAAGAUCUUGCUGAAAACCUGAACGCACAAAUUGUCUGCGAGCUGACACGAUACACUCAGGAGCUGAAGACUGAGAGGAAGUCUCAUUUCCAAGAUGGCCGCCGUGCACAGCAGCACAUUGAGAGCUCCUGGAAACAGCUGGAGUCUAGUAAGCGGCGGUUCGAACGUGACUGUAAGGAGGCGGAGCGAGCUCAGCACGUCUCCGACAAAAUCGACCUGGACAAUAAAACGGAUGGAGAGAAGCGCUGCUCGCUGAAGGCUCGUCAGACAGCUCAGCAGAAACAACAAGCUGCUGAGGAGUCCAGGAAAGACUACGUGACAAGUUUAAACCAGUUUAACCAGGAUCAGCACCAGCACUACCACACACUGGUACCAGUAAUUUACCAGCGUAUCCAGGACAUGGAGGAGCGGCGGAUCGAGAGGAUUGGGGAGGCGAUGCGUUCGUUGGCCGAGGCUGAGAGAAAAGUUCUUCCUGUUGUGAGCCGCUGUCUGGACGCCAUGAUGGAAGCUGCUGAAAGCAUACAGCCAAGAAAGGACACCCGUCAGGUGGUGGAGGUGUAUAAAUCAGGAUUCGACCCCCCGGGUGAUGUUGAAUUUGAAGACUACAGCGCCACCAUGAGGCGGAGCAUCUCUGAAUCCAGUUACCUCGACAACCGGACAGAGGAGCGGAGACAAAGCAGAAAGCUGUGGCCCUUCAUCCGAAAAACCAAGUUGCUGACCCUCCUGUCCUCCCCCCGCCAGCCUCCACCCCCACCCCCAACCUCUCCUUCACCCGGGGGCAUGGCCAACAGUCCCCAGUCCCCACCCACAGCCACAGCCACCCGAGAACCAAUCACACAGCGGCUGAAUGACCUCAUGACCUCUGGCUACAGAACCAGGAAGCAGUGUCUGCGCAGCCUCAAGAGAGGGCUGUCACUCAAACUGGGCUCGAGUCCUGCCGACUGCAGCCAUCUUCCUCCUGAACAGAGACGCAAGAAACUUCAGGGCCGCAUCAAUAACAUCAAUCAGGAGAUACAGAGAGAGCGCGAGCAGAGGGACGCUUUGUUGAAGAUGAGGGAGGUUUAUGAACGAAGUCCUCAGAUGGGCGAUGCCAGCAGUUUGGAGCCUCGACUGGAUGAAGUGAAGCAGAACCUGCAAAGGCUGGAGGAGGAGCUGAGGAGGAACCAGGUGUGGCUGUCAGAGGCCGACAGCAGGCUGUCUGAUCACAGCACCAGGAGACAGAGCGGAGGCUGUGGGUUAAAUUCCCAGGCAACUACACCAGGCAGCACCAGCCUCAAACAGCUGGACAACCGCAGCCCAGCCAGCAGAGAGAGUCCCGAUGGCAGUUACACUGAGGAUCACAGCGCUGAGCUUCACUUUAAGUCUCGUAGUUCAGAGUUUGAUGAUGACUUCGACGAUGAGGAACCAUUGCCGAGUAUUGGAACCUGCAAGUCUCUGUACCCAUUUCAAGGUCAGAAUGAGGGCACUCUGUCGAUGCUGGAGGGGGAGCUACUUUCUGUGGUGGAAGAAGACAAGGGUGACGGCUGGACCCGAGUGCGCAGGAACCUGGAGGAGGAGGGAUAUGUGCCAACCUCUUACAUCAAAGUCUUCCUGGACAGCAGCGCCAAAGGCUUUGUGCAGAAUAGUCGGCUAGUCUAGCGAGUUACUCGACCAGUGAAGACGUCUCUCCACAGGAAGUGAUGUAAGAGCUCAGAGGAGGUCUGGUAACAAUUUUUCAUUGAACAGUGUUGUUUUUCAGGAUCUCAACCAACCAGUCAGCUGGAAGACUGCUUUCUUCUUCUUCUUUUUUUUUUGAGAGACAAAAACCUCAGAACCUAAUCAAAGAUCCAUGAGAAACCAAUUUGAGAUCAAUGGGAAAUCGGAUCACAGAUCCAUGAGUAGCCAGUCAGAUCCAGAACCAUUUGGAGAGCCAAUGCAACCCAGUCAGAUCAAUUAGAAACCAUCUGAGAUCCAUGUGAAACCAGUCACAUCAAUGAAAACCCAGUCAGAGACCAAUUAGAACCCAAUCACAAACAAAUCGGAGAUCAAGGAGAAACCAAUCAGUUAAUAAAUCAGAGGAGAUGAUUGUAGUAAGAAAUGAUUCACCGUUCCAAACAUUUCUGAUGUAUAACUGAACGCUGACUUGUAUUUGUGGAAAAGAUGAAGAUGUAUUUCUGAUAUUUGAACUUUGUUCUUCAAACUCUUCAUGUGAGGACUUUAUUGAUCAGCUGAAUGAUCGACUAUGUUGUGGUCACCACGGUUAUUGUGAAAUCACUGUGGGCGUGGUCUCUAAAGUGACAUUUAAACAGACAAGUCGACUGCAUGUAAAUACAAAUUGUAGCUGCAGGAGUAGCCCUGCCCCCUAUCGCCCUGCCAAUAUUAGCCCCACCACAGGCAGUAACAACCCAGCCCCUCCUAUUAGCCCACCCAUUGAUGAUGAUGUUAUUGACUGUGUAAAAUGUGAACCUUUUUAUUUUAUUUUAUAGUGAAAUACU